AUGGCUCGUACAUUCUUUCACAAAUUGUUGACAUACAUAUCCUCUGAAGAUGAUAGCGAUGUUGUUCUUAAUGAGGAGGCCGAUGGACAGUCAUCGAGGCAUCGUGACAAUCGCCAACGUGGUAAGUUUAUUCGGCAUGAUCAUAUUCAGGGGCAGAAGCGCCUAUUUCGCUAUUAUUUUGCAGAAAAUUCAGUAUAUCCCUCGAAUCUAUUUCGAAUGAGAUUUCGGAUGAGCUGUCCACUAUAUCUCCGUAUUCUAAAUGAGAUAACUGCAGCACUUAGAAUGAUGGCGUAUGGGGUUACUGGAGAUUUUAUGGAUGAAUACAUAUGUAUUGGUGAAACCACCGCAAUGGAGAGUCUCAAAAAAUUUUCUGAGACAAUAGUAAGUGUUUUUUCAGAUAAAUAUUUGCGGUCUCCAAAUGCCAACGAUAUUACCCGAUUGCUUGUUGUUGCUGAAUAA
Messenger RNA from Carya illinoinensis, 459 nucleotides. RefSeq lists its product as uncharacterized. The record is from RefSeq and is a predicted model, not a curated record. The coding region runs from base 1 to 459 and encodes 152 amino acids. The transcript has 2 exons. NCBI's taxonomy places the organism in Eukaryota, Viridiplantae, Streptophyta, Magnoliopsida, Fagales, Juglandaceae.